Messenger RNA from Trypanosoma theileri, 393 nucleotides. RefSeq lists its product as uncharacterized. The transcript has a single exon. The coding region runs from base 1 to 393 and encodes 130 amino acids. The record is from RefSeq and is a predicted model, not a curated record. Lineage: Eukaryota; Euglenozoa; Kinetoplastea; Trypanosomatida; Trypanosomatidae.
AUGGGGAUGCUGGAAACCGCACCUCCAACUGUUGAGUAUCCAGAGUACGUGGAUCCUUGGAAGAACGAAGAAAAUGUGCAGGAACAGACUACUCACACGUCUGGGAAUGAACAUGUGACACAACCGAGUGCUGAUGGUCAUUAUGCAAAUUCUGCGAGUAAAACGCACAUUAAAAGGCUUGAGGAAGCUGCUCUACAGUGUUGUGAUAUGAGCCAGCACAUCAUUUAUACUGGUGUGGUCACUGAUGAAUCUAUUGCUGCUGCUACUGUACGUGCAAUUCCCACACCUACAACUCUUAAUAUUGGGACUGAAUAUCACCAGUCUGGCACAACAACAAACAAAGAUUCUCCUGGAGCUCAAAGUGCCGUACAUAAAGAAGAGGGUGUAACGUGA